GGAGCGGCAUGUAGCUGGAGUGUUUUUCUCCUCCACAGCCCACGUCUUCUUUUAGUUCUGCUCUUUUAACCGUUUGUAUCGACUUAACACUGUUUUAUCAAGCUGACAGACAGACGAACGUUCACCGGAGAUGGGAGUCCCGGCGUUUUUCCGUUGGCUGAGCCGCAAAUAUCCGUCAAUUAUUGUGCAUUGUGUUGAGGAGAAGGGCAAAGAGUGUAAUGGAGUUCGUAUUCCUGUCGAUACGACCAAACCAAAUCCCAACGAGGUGGAGUUUGACAAUUUGUACUUGGACAUGAAUGGGAUCAUUCAUCCCUGUACUCACCCAGAAGACAAACCUGCCCCUAAAAAUGAAGAUGAAAUGAUGGUCGCCAUUUUUGAAUACAUCGAUCGUCUGUUCAACAUCGUGCGGCCCAGGAGAGUCCUGUACAUGGCCAUCGAUGGAGUGGCCCCACGUGCCAAAAUGAACCAGCAGCGCUCUCGACGGUUUCGCGCAUCCAAAGAAGGAGUGGAGCUCGCAGAAGAGAAGCACCGCAUGAGAGAGGAGAUCAUACAGAGAGGAGGGUAUCUUCCCGCUGAGGAGAUCAAAGAGAGAUUUGACAGCAACUGUAUCACACCAGGAACAGAGUUCAUGGACAACCUGGCACACUGUCUUCGAUACUACGUGGCCGAGAGACUCAGCAACGACCCCGGCUGGAAGAACGUCACCGUGCUUCUGUCCGACGCCAGCGUCCCAGGUGAAGGUGAACACAAGAUCAUGGACUUCAUCAGGAGACAGAGGGCUCAGCCCAACCAUGACCCCAACACACACCACUGCCUGUGCGGAGCCGACGCCGAUCUGAUCAUGCUGGGCCUGGCCACACACGAGCCCAACUUCACCAUCAUCAGAGAGGAGUUCAAGCCCAACAAGCCCCGACCCUGCGCCCUCUGCGGACAGGUCGGCCACGAGAUCAAAGAGUGCCAGGGGGUGGCGCGGGAGAAGAAGGGGGAGCACGACGAGUUUGCAGACACGAUGCCGACGUCGGAGCAGGAGUUCAUUUUCAUCCGGCUGUGCGUCCUGCGGGAGUACUUGGCCCGGGAGCUGACCAUGGCCAGCCUGCCGUUCCCGUUCGACUUCGAGAGGAGCGUCGACGACUGGGUCUUCAUGUGCUUCUUCGUGGGAAACGACUUCCUGCCUCAUCUUCCGUCCUUGGAGAUCAGAGAAGGAGCGAUCGAUCGACUGGUUAACAUCUACAAAGACGUUGUGCACAAAACAGGAGGUUACCUGACGGAGAACGGCUACGUCAAGCUGGAUCGGGUGGAGAUGAUCAUGCAGGCUGUGGGCGUGGCCGAGGACAACAUCUUCAAGAAACGCAAAGAGGACGAGGAGAACUUCAAGAGGAGAAACAAAGAGAAGAAAAGGAGGAUGAGAGCGGAGCAGCAGGGCCCCGCCUACCUGACCUCGGGCCAGUUCGCCCCUCACGCCCUGGGCAGAAGAGACCGGCCGGACGCCGUGCAGAACGCCCGGCAGCAGGCCUUCGACAUGCGGAUGCAGCACAACCGGGAUGCUGCUCAGUCCCUGAAAGCCAUGAUGAAGAACGGAGGGAAUUCCUCUGCAGGACCCAGUGUCGGCCCAGACGGUCGGGGAGUGAAGAGGAAAGCAGAAGACAGCGACAGCGAGCCGGAGCCCGAAGACAACGUCAGGCUGUGGGAGGAGGGCUGGAAGCAGCGAUACUACAAGACCAAGUUCGACGUGGACGUGAGCGACGAGGACUUCAGGAAGAAGGUGGUCAAGUCCUACGUGGAGGGCCUGUGCUGGGUGCUGCGCUACUAUUACCAGGGCUGUGCCUCCUGGAAGUGGUACUUCCCGUUCCACUACGCUCCGUUCGCCUCCGACUUCAAAGACAUCAAAGACAUGUUCACAGAGUUCGAGAAGGACACCAAACCGUUCAAACCUCUGGAGCAGCUGAUGGGAGUGUUUCCUGCCGCCAGCGGAAACUUUCUGCCCGAGACGUGGAGGAAUCUCAUGAGCAGUCCAGAUUCGUCCAUCAUUGACUUUUACCCCGAUGACUUUGCCAUUGACCUCAAUGGAAAGAAAUACGCCUGGCAGGGUGAGUGUCGCCUUGUUACCUUUGUGGAUGAGCGCCGCUUGAGGGCGGCUCUGGCUGACGUCUACCCCGACCUCACCGUGGAGGAAGUGAAGCGAAACAGCCUCGGCAGCGACGUGCUGUUUGUGGGGAAGUCCCACCCGCUCGCCGACUUCAUCCACGAGCUGUACCGUGCUGAAUCUCACGAGGGCACUGAGAUCCCCGCAGAGCUGUGCCAUGGAAUCCAAGGUAUAUUAAAUCUUGAUGACGACCCUAUUCUACCAGAUAAGCCGGUGCAGUCGCCCAUCCCGUUGCUACGCGACAUCUCUCAGAACUUUGCGAUCGGAGUGAAGUUCAAGGAUCCGGCGUAUGCAGAUGGCUUUGUGUUCAAAGCGACCCUCCUGAGUGGAGCAAAGAUUCCACCGAAGGUGCUGAAGCCGGGCGACUGGGAGAGAGGGAACAGGGAGCCCUGGAAGCCUCAGCUGGGCUUCAAUCCCAACAGGCAGCAGGCUCAUCUGGACCAGUCUGGAUUCAGGGCUCUGAGUCACAACAUGAACAGAAACCAGGCCGGUCAAGGACAGUACAGCAAGGCGCCGCCGCCGGGCAACUACCACCAGGGAAACUACCGUUCCCACGGCGGAGGUCACCAGUCUUUCCAACAUUCCAGGCAGCAGAGCUUGCUGGGGCCGGCUCCCCCCUACGCCCAGCCUCAGUUUCAAAGGCAGCAGCAGCAGCAGCAGCAGCCGUUCCGGUCGGGGGGUCACGGGGGUCACGGCUGGGACCGGGCCGUACAGUCGCAGCACGCCUACAUGCAGAACCUGAACCGCGACCUGCGCGGGGCGGGGCCUGGCGGCAGCUACCAGCAGCGCUUCGACCAGCGCAGGGACAACUGGCACGAUCGCCGCGACAACCGGGGACAACCACCACAGCAGCAGCAGCAGCAGCAGCAGCAGCAGCAGCAGGGCUACAGCUCCGGCCGGAGCGGCUACCCCCCUCCCCCUCCGUCCCGCCGGUACGUCUGGAAGUGACCUGGAGCCUCCGGAUGAACAUAAAAGUUGUUUUUAUGGGAACCAAGCCGUCGCCACGGCAACAUGUAGUUCUAUUUUCCUUUUUUUCAGUUUGUCUUCAAUGUACAAUACAUUUUUUCUUACUUCUGUUUUGUUUCACGACUUCAAAAA
Messenger RNA from Salarias fasciatus (jewelled blenny), 3241 nucleotides. RefSeq names its product 5'-3' exoribonuclease 2 (gene xrn2). NCBI's taxonomy places the organism in Eukaryota, Metazoa, Chordata, Actinopteri, Blenniiformes, Blenniidae. Gene Ontology annotation, molecular function: 5'-3' RNA exonuclease activity; RNA binding. The record is from RefSeq and is a predicted model, not a curated record. Gene Ontology annotation, biological process: nuclear-transcribed mRNA catabolic process. Gene Ontology annotation, cellular component: nucleus.